Molecule: messenger RNA, 3209 nt
Organism: Cannabis sativa
Lineage: Eukaryota; Viridiplantae; Streptophyta; Magnoliopsida; Rosales; Cannabaceae
Exons: 5
Coding region: 778-3069 (763 amino acids)
Source: RefSeq, a predicted model, not a curated record
GGUUAGUAAAAGGGCCCAAAGGGUGGUCUGUUCUGGUCUGGUCUUUGGUCUGGUCCUAUCUACUUUCUCUGAGCCUUCUUUGCCUUUUGCCUAGUUGGCACUCUUCUUCCCAUUUUCCCAUUUCUUCUUCUUCUUCUUCUAUUCCAUUGCUUCAUUCUCUUCUCUUCUCUCCAAUCUCCAUAGCUAUUAUACAAUACACUAAGAGGGCCACAUACCAUUACCAUACAUAAACAACCCAUAAGCCAUUAGCCACUUUCCUUUCAAUUAUUAUAUUUAUAUAUAUAUUUAUAUAAAAACAGAAGCAAAGGUCCUUCCUUUUUCAAUUUCCUUGCCUGCCCAUCUUCUUUUUCUUCUCAUUCUGCAACAACAUUCCAUUCUCUUCCCUUACUUUUAUUUCUUUUAUUUACUUGUACCUGUUGUUGUCUUGUAGCUGUACAACAUUUACAUUAAAAAAAGACCUCAUUUUUAUCACAUUCCAUGCUUCAAGAUCUCUCUUUUAUUCUAUUGUUAUUAUGUAUAAUAUCUCUCCUUCUUUUACCGAUUUCAUGCCUUUACCUUCACCUCAUUGUGUCUCCAAGCCUCUCAGAACCAUUUUCUGAACAAUGCCACUCUCAGGUGAUUCAAAAUCCUUCUCCAUUUCCUUAUUCUAGCUUCUGGGUUUUGUCUAAGGUGCCCACUUCUCAAGAUGAAGCCAGGUAGCUGAGUUCAUUAUCAGUUACAAUCACAGACAGCCCAAGUUCUCAACAUGCUGAUUUGGAUUCUUCCCCUGGCCAUAGUAUGAGUGGCAGUUAUAGGAACUUCAUGUCUGGCAUCCCACACAAUGAUUUGGACAUGUCUCCAGAGCCAAGCUUGGAUGGAAGUUUCAGAAAGUCAAAUAGUGUUAUCUCAGCACACAGUCUAUCAGGGGCUUCGGUUUCAAGCAAGUUUGGGCCUUCUUCUAGACGAUUUUUAAAGGGGCUAAAAGAUUAUGGAAAGAAACUCGUUGACUUUGAGUUGUUCACACAGAAUCUUGAGGAGUGGGUUUUUGAUAAUUUAUAUACAGAUUCAAACAAUGCAGAACCUUUUUUCAGCUCUCCCUUUAUGAUUGAUGAAUUGCGCAAGCUUGAUGUUGCGCUAGAGGGGGUUUUGUUUCAACAACUCUUCCGAAUGCCAUGCUCGUCUUAUGUUUCUGAUGAUCUAAAGGAAGAGGAGUACCUUGCAGUGGAAGACUUUUUUCAUGCUAUUGCCAUUGGCUUGUGGCGUACAUUUUGGCACAAGAGAGGGCCGUUGCCUUUCUUGUUGUCUUGUCCGCGUUAUCCUGGCUCCAAGUUUUACACUGUGGACAAGGCAAUAUCAAGAGGAAGGCUUAGAGAGCUUUGUGGCUUUGCUUUGAUGUCAAGACUUGGAAGUGAUUCACAUGUUCGUUGGAACCAGGUUGUGGAGUUUGUUCUUUACAAACAAGACAUAUUGUCAGGGAACGGGUUGAAAUUUUCUGCUCGGGUUAUUUGUGAAGCAAUUUUUUACGGUUUUCAUAUACUUGUUGCAAGGUUUUUGAGCAAGACUAUUAGUUUAGACAGCAAUUCAAUCUUCAUUUUGGUUCAAGAUUCUAGAUAUGGAGGAGUGGUGAGAUUGGGAGGUGAUCUUACGAAACUUGACUUGAACUCAAUCAAUCCAUAUGAGUCUGUGGCUGAGUGGAUGAAAAACCAUGCUGAAAUCAGAGUUUCCCCGGUGGACAUGAUAUGGAACAAGCUAGGAAAUCCCAAUUGGGGUGACCAGGGAACUCUUCAAAUGGUUAUGGCUACCUUCUACUCUAUUGCCCAAUGGAAUGGACCACCGAGGAAAUCUAUAUCCUCUUUGGCCUCAAAUCACAGCCUGCGCCUUCAGAGACGUUGGAUGGAGUGUCGCCCUGUUGAGAAUGAGAAUGCUUUGGUUCACUUUCAAACAUCUGGCUAUCAUCAACAAGGAGAAAUUGUUGAAGUUGACCAGGGCGAGUCUUUAAUUCAAAGGACGAAAGGAUCACGUUUGAAGCUUAAGCAAGGUGAGAUUUUACUACUAGAUGAUCAACAACAUGGGCAGAAAAGUUUCCAAAUACAAGAAUCUGUGAUAGGAGGAAACUAUUUUCUCUAUAGUGCUAUUUCUCUUGAUCACCCCAUGAAUUCGUUGGCUUUAUACGUGGGCGCUCAUCCAUCGAGACUGGAACCCUCUUGGGAGGAUAUGAGUCUUUGGUACCAUGUACAAAGACAAACAAAAGUGCUAAAUAUCUUGAAGCAGCAGGGAAGUUCAAACAAACAUUUGCCUGAAAUAGUUUCAUCUGGCCGAGUUCUGCAUUCUGGUCCAUGUAAAAAGGAGAGUCCAGGCGGGAGGUGUGAUCAUCCAUGGUGUGGAACUCCAAUCCUUGUAACAUCUCCAGUAGGUGAACCACUAUCAUGUGUGGUAGCUAGGGACGGCCCUUUCUCACCCGAGGAAGCAGUGCGCUGUUGCAGAGAUUGUCUGGCUGCACUGAGAAGUGCAGCAAUGGGAAAUGUUCAACAUGGUGACAUUUGUCCAGAAAACAUAAUCCGAGUUGUGGACAAGGAAGGUGUAAGAUACGUGCCCAUAUCAUGGGGGCGCGCAGUGCUUGAAGAUAGAGACAGCCCCGCAAUCAAUUUGCAAUUCUCUUCAUCUCAUGCACUUCAACACGGGAAGCUUUGUCCAUCAUCAGAUGCGGAGAGCCUGGUUUACCUCCUGAUGUUCAUUAGUGGGGACGGGGGCAGCCACCAGCAGCAGCAACAGCAGCAGGAUUCUAUUGAGUCUGCAUUGCAAUGGAGGGAAAGGGCGUGGGCUAAGCGGUCGAUUCAGCAGCAGCUCGGGGAAGUAUCAGCUAUCCUAAAGGCAUUUGCGGAUUAUGUUGAUAGCCUGUGUGGAACACCAUAUGCAGUUGACUAUGAUAUUUGGUUGAAGAGACUGAGCGAUGCAGUGGAUGGUUCGGCGGAUAGAGAUAGGGAUAGAGGGAAGAUGAUUGAAGAAGCAGAAGAAGAAGUUGUAGGCAUAACAUUGGGAUUGGAAUUGGGGGAUGUUGCUGAAUCAUCAGGAACAUCUGGAGGUGUAUAAGCCUAGUUUUGUUUUGUUUUGUGUUAUGCUCUACAUUCUACUCACUCUCUGGGCUGUUUGAUAUGAUAGAAAAGAAAAAACAGAAUGUGAUUUUGACCAUACUUUGAUUGAUGAAUGAAUGUGUAUUGUGCACCAGAACA